Vigna radiata var. radiata (mung bean) is the source of this 2455-nucleotide messenger RNA. Its product is annotated as protein NSP-INTERACTING KINASE 1. Gene Ontology annotation, molecular function: ATP binding; protein kinase activity; protein binding. The transcript has 11 exons. Bases 304 to 2184 code for a protein of 626 amino acids. Lineage: Eukaryota; Viridiplantae; Streptophyta; Magnoliopsida; Fabales; Fabaceae. Gene Ontology annotation, biological process: protein phosphorylation. The record is from RefSeq and is a predicted model, not a curated record.
UUUUAAAGGCAUAACAACACAUUAUCUUCGUUUGAAGAACCUGCCUCUGUGACAGGCAUGCUAUGCUACUUCCCUUUAUAUUAUCAAAAGCCUGUUUUAUUUUCUUGGGUCUGACACACAAGAUUUUUGGUGAAUGGGAUUCUGCACUUGUUUUGAAAAUCACUGCCAAGAAAGAACACUCACUCAUUUGAGAAAACUGUUGUUAUAGCCUCAUUAUAUUUAUCCUUUAGUACUACUACUACUACUACUACCAUCAGGUGUUUUUCCAGUACCUGUGUUUGGUUCUUGGGAUAUUUCAAUUGAAUGGGAAAGCCAAGAGGAGGAGAAGCUGCUCUUUGUUUUCUGGUUUUCUUCUGGUUUUGGAGCUCUUCCAAUGCUUUGCUCUCUCCAAAGGGAGUAAACUUUGAAGUGCAAGCUUUAAUGGGGAUAAAAGCUUUUCUUGUGGAUCCCCAUGGUAUUCUAGAUAAUUGGGAUGCGGAUGCAGUUGAUCCAUGCAGCUGGAAUAUGGUCACAUGUUCCCCAGAGAAUCUUGUCGUUAGCCUGGGCAUUCCCAGCCAAAAUUUAUCUGGUAUUCUAUCUCCAAGCAUAGGAAACCUGACAUAUCUUCAGACUGUGGUGCUACAAAAUAACAACUUAACUGGUUCAAUCCCUUCAGAGAUAGGAAAACUUUCCAAGCUUCAAACUCUUGAUCUCUCUGACAACUUCUUCAAUGGGGAGAUUCCUCCCUCUCUGGGUCACCUGAGAAGCCUCCAGUACUUGAGGCUCAAUAAUAACAGUUUUGAUGGAGAAUGCCCAGUGUCACUAGCUAACAUGGCGCAGCUUGCUUUUCUUGACUUGUCCUACAAUAAUCUGAGUGGCCCUAUACCUAGAAUUAUGGCCAAAUCCUUCAGUAUUGUAGGAAACCCCUUAGUCUGCACCACAGGAAAAGAAAAAAAUUGCCAUGGGAUGACACUUAUGCCCAUGUCGAUGAACUUGAACAGUUCUGAGAAUGCUAUACCAUCUGGUAGAACAAAGGCUCACAAAAUGGCCAUUGCCUUUGGUCUGAGUCUUGGAUUCCUCUGCUUGGUAGCUUUUGGUCUUGGACUUAUUAUAUUGAGGAGGUACAAGCGUAAACAAAAGUCAUUCUUUCAUGUUAAAGACCAUCAUCAUGAAGAAGUCUACCUUGGAAACUUGAAGAGGUUCCAAUUACGAGAACUCCAGAUUGCUACUAACAACUUCAGCAACAAAAACAUCCUCGGCAAGGGUGGUUUUGGACAUGUCUACAAGGGAAUUCUCCCAGAUGGCACUCUUGUAGCAGUGAAGAGGCUUAAAGAUGGCAGUGCAACUGGAGGAGAUAUACAAUUUCAGACUGAAGUUGAAAUGAUAAGCUUGGCAGUGCACCGAAACCUCCUCAAACUGUAUGGAUUUUGCAUGACACCAACAGAAAGGCUUUUGGUUUAUCCUUACAUGUCCAAUGGCAGUGUUGCUUCUAGGCUCAAGGGUAAGCCAGUGUUGGAUUGGGGCACAAGGAAGCAGAUUGCCAUAGGAGCAGCAAGGGGACUGCUAUACCUUCAUGAGCAGUGUGAUCCAAAGAUAAUCCACAGAGAUGUGAAGGCUGCAAAUAUAUUGCUUGAUGACUAUUGUGAGGCAGUGGUAGGGGAUUUUGGGUUGGCUAAGCUUUUAGAUCAUCAAGAUUCACAUGUCACAACUGCAGUGAGGGGUACAGUGGGGCAUAUAGCACCAGAGUAUCUUUCCACAGGGCAAUCUUCUGAGAAGACCGACGUCUUUGGAUUCGGCAUUCUGCUUCUUGAGUUAAUCACUGGCCAGAGGGCACUGGAAUUUGGAAAAGCAGCCAACCAAAAAGGAGCCAUGCUUGAUUGGGUAAGGAAAAUCCAUCAAGAGAAGAAGCUUGAGUUGCUUGUGGACAAGGAUCUGAUGAGCAACUAUGACAGGAUUGAGCUUGAGGAAAUCGUUCAAGUGGCACUCUUGUGCACACAAUAUCUUCCUGGCCACAGGCCUAGAAUGUCAGAAGUUGUACGCAUGCUUGAAGGUGAUGGUCUUGCAGAGAAAUGGGAAGCUUCUCAGAGUGCUGACAACAGCAAAUGCAGCAAACCACAUGAACUCUCUUCAUCAGAUAGGUAUUCUGACCUCACUGAUGACUCUUCUUUGUUGGUCCAAGCAAUGGAACUCUCAGGCCCCAGGUGAAUUUUUCAUACUCAUUUUUAGCUCUUUUACCUUCAAGUUGCUUUUUCUUUCUCAUUUGGGUUUCUAGCUUCCUAAAGAAAGUAUAUGAAAUUCAACAUGUGAUCACUGAGUCCAUUUAUAUGUUGUAUGAUAGAAGAAGCCUUCAAAGCUCAAAAGGGCUUUUCUUUUUGUUUUGCUUUUUCAAAUGUAUAUAUACUUAUUUGUUCAACAUGAAUUUGUAGUGCAAAGUUUUGUAAAGUUAAGAGAAAUCAAAUGCCAGGUUUUCAGUGAA